ACGUCAUUUCCGCUACUGGGAGAAAUGCCUCCUGUCGGAUCCCGUCGGAUCCGGUUAGAACGCAGGAGACCCCGGAUGUUGAUGCCUUCGCGGUGGCGCUUCGGGAGCUGAAGUCGCUGCAGGAGGCGUCGCAAGAGGCUUCAGUUGGGGGGCCAGAAUGUCCAAACGCAAGGUGACCUUUGAGGAUCAAGGCAGCGAGGAUGAAGAGGAAGUGAGUUUGCCGAAGAAGAAGCUAGUGGAACCUGCAAUUGGGGGGCCCGGCAGCCGCUUUAAAGGCAAGCAUUCGUUGGACAGCGAUGAGGAAGAUGACGAUGAUGAGGGUGACGAUGAAGGGCGAGGCAGUAAAUAUGAUAUCCUUGCGUCAGACGAUGUGGAGGGCCAGGAAUCAGCUACCAUUGAUUACGAAGAUGGCAUCCGGAUCACCCCAUUCAAUUUGCAGGAGGAGAUGGAGGAAGGCCAUUUUGACUCGGAGGGCAACUAUUUUUUGAAGAAGGAGGCCAUGAUUCGAGACAACUGGUUGGAUAAUAUAGAUUGGGUCAAGAUAAAGGAGCAGCCUCCCGGUCGGAAAAAAGCACCUCUAGAUUCUGCAGAUGAUGACGAGGAAGAGGAUGAUGACGAGGAUGAUGACGAUGGCUUGAAGGCUGGCCGAACGCCUUUGGACAAGAAGGCACUGCUGGAAGGAAUGGUGGCUUUAGUGCAGCCCGGAGAGACGGUGGCUAGAGCCAUCCAAAGGCUCGGAGACAAGGGCGGAAGCAAGAGCACCGGGCGCCAGCGGAGGCCCUGGAGCCGCCUGAAGGCAGGGGAGGGAGAACCGGCAGAGGAAGGCAACUCCCAAAAGCCGGGGUCCCCUGAGCGGAAGGAGCAGCUGGAGCGCUUGUCAGGGCUGGCCGACCAGAUGGUGGCACGAGGCGUCUACGAGAUCUACCAGGAGACCCGGGAGAAGCUGGCGUUGCGGCUCCGGGCGCUUGACCAGCCUCCUGCCGCCCCUUCUGCCCCCGAACCCGAACUAGACAUGUUUGCGGAGGAUAUUGACGAAGCAAAGCUGGGGGAGAAGACGUCAGUGGCAGCGGGAGGCAAGGAGCGGCAGCCGGACGACGACGACGUUCUCUCCGAGGUGAUGUGGGAAUAUAAGUGGGAGAACACAAACACGUCUGAACUCUAUGGCCCCUUUAGCAGUUCCCAGAUGCAGGACUGGGUGUCCCAGGGUUAUUUCCCUGACGGCGUCUACUGCCGGAAGACAGAGAAUUCCGAAGGUCAGUUCUACAACUCCAAACGCAUUGAUUUUGAUCUCUACACGUGAUUGGAAUCCGAGUCCUGCCCCGAGAAGCAUGAGGGGAGUAACUCAGCAUGGCCGCAGCCGGAAACAACUUGCUGAACUUUAGGGGGUGGGGAAGGGGGUGUGUCUGUGUGUGUGCUGGUAUGUUUCCGGAGGGGAAGGGGUUUGACUUCUCAUCUGACUCUGGUUUUGUGAGAAAUUAAAAAACAACCACCUUAAA
Molecule: messenger RNA, 1496 nt
Organism: Sphaerodactylus townsendi
Lineage: Eukaryota; Metazoa; Chordata; Lepidosauria; Squamata; Sphaerodactylidae
Gene: CD2BP2
Product: CD2 cytoplasmic tail binding protein 2
Exons: 7
Coding region: 158-1300 (380 amino acids)
Cellular component (GO): U5 snRNP
Molecular function (GO): protein binding
Source: RefSeq, a predicted model, not a curated record